AUGAAUUCUGAUUCGAGCUCUGUCUCCAGCAGAGCUUCAUCUCCGGACAUGGAUGAGAUGUACCUGAGGGACCACCACCACCGCCACCACCACCACCAGGAGAGUCGUCUCAACUCAGUUUCGUCCACACAGGGCGAUAUGGUGCAGAAGAUGCCUGGGGAAAGUCUCUCGCGGGCUGGCGCUAAGGCCGCGGGAGAGAGCAGCAAGUACAAAAUCAAGAAGCAGCUGUCGGAGCAGGACCUACAGCAGCUGCGGCUGAAGAUCAACGGACGCGAGCGCAAGAGGAUGCACGACCUGAAUCUCGCCAUGGACGGGCUGCGCGAGGUCAUGCCCUAUGCGCACGGGCCCUCGGUGCGCAAGCUCUCCAAGAUCGCCACUCUCCUGCUAGCCAGAAACUACAUCCUCAUGCUCACCAGCUCCCUGGAGGAGAUGAAGAGGUUGGUUGGCGAGAUCUAUGGUGGCCAUCACUCGGCCUUCCACUGCGGGACUGUGGGGCACUCGGCCGGACACCCGGCGCACGCGGCCAACACUGUGCACCCGGUGCAUCCCAUCCUGGGAGGCGCGCUCUCAUCCGGUAAUGCCUCGUCGCCGCUCUCCGCCGCCUCACUGCCCACCAUCGGUACCAUUCGGCCUCCCCACUCGCUGCUCAAGGCGCCCUCCACGCCGCCCGCGCUGCAGCUGGGCAGCGGCUUCCAGCACUGGGCCGGGCUGCCCUGCCCCUGCACCAUCUGCCAGAUGCCGCCGCCGCCGCACCUGUCCGCUCUCUCCACCGCCAACAUGGCCCGGCUGUCUGCAGAGUCCAAGGACUUGCUCAAGUGA
Marmota monax (woodchuck) is the source of this 819-nucleotide messenger RNA. RefSeq names its product oligodendrocyte transcription factor 3 (gene Olig3). The transcript has a single exon. The record is from RefSeq and is a predicted model, not a curated record. The coding region runs from base 1 to 819 and encodes 272 amino acids. Gene Ontology annotation, molecular function: protein dimerization activity. NCBI's taxonomy places the organism in Eukaryota, Metazoa, Chordata, Mammalia, Rodentia, Sciuridae.